This is a messenger RNA of Hipposideros armiger (great roundleaf bat), 2269 nucleotides long. RefSeq names its product eukaryotic translation elongation factor 2 (gene EEF2). Gene Ontology annotation, cellular component: ribonucleoprotein complex; cytosol. Gene Ontology annotation, biological process: translational elongation. The record is from RefSeq and is a predicted model, not a curated record. NCBI's taxonomy places the organism in Eukaryota, Metazoa, Chordata, Mammalia, Chiroptera, Hipposideridae. Gene Ontology annotation, molecular function: GTP binding; translation elongation factor activity; ribosome binding.
AUUGAUCCUGUUCUUGGCACUGUUGGCUUCGGUUCUGGUCUCCACGGUUGGGCCUUCACCCUUAAGCAGUUUGCAGAGAUGUACGUGGCCAAGUUUGCUGCCAAGGGCGAGGGCCAGCUGGGGCCUGCUGAGCGGGCCAAGAAAGUAGAGGAUAUGAUGAAGAAGCUGUGGGGCGACCGGUAUUUUGAUCCAGCCAACGGCAAAUUCAGCAAGUCCGCCAAUAGUCCCGAUGGCAAGAAGCUGCCGCGGACAUUCUGCCAGCUUAUUCUGGACCCCAUCUUCAAGGUGUUUGAUGCAAUCAUGACUUUCAAGAAAGAGGAGACAGCAAAACUGAUUGAAAAACUGGACAUCAAGUUGGACAGUGAAGAUAAGGACAAGGAAGGCAAACCGCUUCUGAAGGNAAGCAACGUGAACUUCACAGUAGACCAGAUCCGGGCCAUCAUGGACAAGAAGGCCAACAUCCGGAACAUGUCUGUCAUCGCCCAUGUGGACCAUGGCAAGUCCACGCUGACAGACUCCCUGGUGUGUAAGGCUGGUAUCAUCGCCUCCGCUCGAGCUGGAGAGACCCGCUUUACUGACACUCGGAAGGAUGAGCAGGAGCGUUGCAUCACCAUCAAAUCAACGGCCAUCUCCCUCUUCUACGAGCUCUCGGAGAAUGACUUGAACUUCAUCAAGCAAAGCAAGGAUGGCUCUGGUUUCCUUAUCAACCUCAUUGACUCCCCUGGGCACGUAGACUUCUCCUCAGAGGUGACAGCUGCCCUCCGUGUCACCGAUGGUGCCUUGGUGUGCAUCAUUGAGGAGUCGGGGGAGCACAUCAUUGCUGGGGCCGGUGAGCUGCACCUGGAGAUCUGCCUGAAGGACCUGGAGGAGGACCACGCCUGCAUUCCCAUCAAGAAAUCUGAUCCAGUCGUCUCCUACCGAGAGACAGUCAGCGAGGAGUCAAACGUGCUCUGCUUGUCCAAGUCCCCUAACAAGCACAACCGGCUGUACAUGAAGGCGCGGCCCUUCCCCGAUGGCCUGGCUGAGGACAUCGACAAAGGCGAGGUGUCCGCCCGCCAGGAGCUCAAGCAGCGGGCCCGCUACCUGGCUGAGAAGUACGAGUGGGACGUGGCUGAGGCCCGCAAGAUCUGGUGCUUUGGGCCCGACGGCACUGGGCCCAACAUCCUCACCGAUAUCACCAAGGGUGUUCAGUACCUCAAUGAGAUCAAGGACAGUGUGGUGGCUGGCUUCCAGUGGGCCACUAAAGAGGGGGCACUGUGUGAGGAGAACAUGCGGGCUGUACGCUUUGAUGUCCACGAUGUAACGCUGCAUGCUGACGCCAUCCACCGCGGAGGUGGCCAGAUCAUCCCCACAGCCCGGCGCUGCCUCUACGCCAGCGUGCUGACUGCUCAGCCCCGGCUUAUGGAGCCUAUCUACCUUGUGGAGAUCCAGUGUCCAGAACAAGUGGUUGGUGGUAUCUACGGUGUCCUGAACAGGAAGCGGGGCCACGUCUUUGAGGAGUCCCAGGUGGCCGGCACCCCCAUGUUUGUCGUGAAGGCCUACCUGCCUGUCAAUGAGUCCUUUGGCUUCACCGCUGACCUGAGGUCCAACACAGGCGGCCAGGCCUUCCCACAGUGUGUGUUUGACCACUGGCAGAUCCUUCCUGGAGACCCCUUCGACAACACCAGCCGCCCUAGCCAGGUGGUGGCCGAGACGCGCAAGCGCAAAGGCCUGAAGGAGGGCAUCCCUGCCCUGGACAACUUCCUGGACAAAUUGUAGACUGCCCUUCCUACAGCCUGCCACCCGGGCACAGCCCCUUGCCAGCCCAUGAUUGACCACAACAGCAAGCCCUCACAUUCUCAUGACACCUCGAGACUGUCCAGACCUAGUGCCGUGCGCCCAGCAGAUUCUAGGGCCACUCUGUGCCAUCGCUCAACAUGAACACUUGAUGCUGUUUCUUUCGAUAUUUAUUUCAAGAUUUCAGAGGCAACAGAAAUGCCCUAACCGCAGGGACUUAUUUGGCUGGUGGGGAGACGGGAUGGGAAACCCAACACUUUUUUUUUCCAUUUCAGAGGGAAACUCGUCUAAAAAAAUUUUGAAUAAAUGCAUUAAGAGGUUUAUUUGGGUAAAUGGCCCCUAGUGGAUUUUCCCCCAGAAAGGGGGAAGGAACAAGCAGUAGACAUUUCUCUUUGGACAGAAGCUAGGAGGCAGAAAAUAUUGUGCAAUGUCACCAUGAGCACCUCUAGCUGUAUUAGUGUCAUUGGAAUAAUAAAUUUGAUUAUGGUGGUGA